UCGAGCUUCACUCCCUCGUCCACCAUUGACAUGGCGAAGGAGCGCGACUGGGCCGCCAGCUUGGGAAUGCUCGACUGGGACAACACUCAGAUUGUCUUCAAUAAACGCUCUCUCCUCGAGUUCCUCAAAUACGCUGGGGUAACGGUGGACCCCAACUUCACGAACAUUCAGAAGCUCCCACGAUACGCUCGCUUCGGGACUCUUGCUGAAGAUGCCGAUGCCGAGCAUCAAACUGCUGCACAGAAAGAGGCCGCCGCAACGGCGCAGCAGGCGGGAAAUGCAUACCGUCCUUCGCGGCGUGUACGCACCGCACCAGGUGGUGGUCACACAGAUAUCUUCGGUGCGGAUGACAGUGAUGCACUUGCGGGUGCUCCUCCGCGCCCUGACCAGGUAUGUGCCUACACAUCGAGGAGAGUUCUCCCUAGUAAAGUCGUCCAAGGUAUUAAGCUUCCCGAGCUGUCUCAUAUCCAUUUCCCAUUAACUAUUUGCAGGCCUCCCCGCAACACCUCUUCUGGUGUUUCGGGCUUAUGGGAUGCACCCGACCCGCAGGCCUUCAAGCCCACUCGCCGAGUGCGCGAGAUGCCCGGAGGCAAGGACAGUAUAUCUUCAGUGCGUACGCUUUGCCGUUUACCUUCGGCCAGUCGAUUUAUCGUGCCUUCAGUUGUUCUGAAUAGCGCAAUCCAUGUCAUUCUAGUCAUGAGGCUGGGCUUGCGAAGGAGUGCUUUCCUGGGUUGUGUUAUAUAG
Messenger RNA from Fomitopsis serialis, 744 nucleotides. RefSeq lists its product as uncharacterized. NCBI's taxonomy places the organism in Eukaryota, Fungi, Basidiomycota, Agaricomycetes, Polyporales, Fomitopsidaceae. The annotation marks the transcript as partial. The transcript is spliced from 7 exons. The record is from RefSeq and is a predicted model, not a curated record.